Messenger RNA from Kwoniella botswanensis, 264 nucleotides. RefSeq lists its product as uncharacterized. Bases 1 to 264 code for a protein of 87 amino acids. The record is from RefSeq and is a predicted model, not a curated record. The transcript has a single exon. NCBI's taxonomy places the organism in Eukaryota, Fungi, Basidiomycota, Tremellomycetes, Tremellales, Cryptococcaceae.
AUGUCAUACGUAAAAGGAAUGACAAAUGACGAAUUCCUGAUGAAUAUAAGUAAGAAUAAGAAUGCAAUGGAUGUCAUUAAGAAAUGUAAUGAGCUUAUCAAUGUUUUGCCAAUUCAUGAUGAAUUUGAACAAUCUUGGAUGACUCUGACUUGUUCUUACGUGGGUGGAGGAAAACCGUGGAUAAGGCUUAGACAGCUAGAGAAUAAUAAUGAGACGGAGCCGUACUCGAGAUUGAACGGGGUAGAAAUCGUAUAUAACGAUUAG